AUUCGGACAGGCCCAUGGGCCCCAUCUACCAUUAUAUAUAUUUUGGCCCAUUCUUCAUCAUUCUUUCAUCUUCCAUGUUCUGUAUCUCAUCAAUUCGCUCUCUUCUCAGAAGAAAUUUCUUCAGCGUUCGAUCUUUAUCUGCUUCACCUCUGCUUUCAAAUACCCGAUUCUUCCCCGAUUUGAAACAAACCCUUUUGCAUAAUCCGCAGUGUUUUUCUGUAAAUCGUUUCGUUUCACCAAUUAAUUCAGCUUCUUCGCUUAUCGGCUCCUUUUCGACUCGCUUGGAUCAUACUAUGGCCACCCCUUCGAAGACUUCAGUCCAUGACUUCACCGUCAAGGAUGCUAAAGAAAAUGAUGUUGAUCUCAGCAUUUACAAAGGAAAGGUCCUCUUGAUUGUCAACGUCGCUUCACAAUGUGGCUUGACUAAUUCGAAUUACACUGAACUGAGUCAGCUGUAUGAAAAAUACAAGGGCCAAGGAUUUGAGAUUCUUGCAUUUCCGUGCAACCAAUUUGGAAGCCAGGAGCCAGGAACCAACGAAGAGAUUGUGCAAUUUGCUUGCACCCGUUUUAAGGCUGAGUACCCCAUUUUUGACAAGGUGGAUGUGAAUGGAAACGAUGCUGCUCCUCUGUACAAGUUCUUGAAGUCGAGCAAAGGCGGGCUCUUCGGAGACUCCAUCAAGUGGAACUUCUCCAAGUUCUUGGUGGACAAAGAUGGAAACGUUGUCGAUCGAUACGCUCCAACAACUUCCCCGCUCAGCAUUGAGAAGGAUGUGAAGAAGCUGCUUGGAGUUGCUUAAAAAUCUGAAGGCUGUUUUUCUGUCUUGUUAUUAGAAACAAUGAAUAAAGCUUCUGUGUAUGGUUCUGAUGUGUAUCCGUGGUGUUGUUUCAUGUAUUUACAAGACUGUAAGUUAAGAAUUAUGUAAUAAGUUGGCUGAGCUUUGAUGUAUCCCAUAUGUAGCUGCUGUUUUUAUGCGCUGGGUUUCGCUCUAUUGAAAUUUCUGGGCAGACAGAUUGUGCGAGAUAAUGCAGAUUUCAUUCAGUACUUCUGAUCUUUAUUCGUUUUCUGUAAUUUUCUCUGUUCUUGUACUGUUUUGAAGUACAAAUUUACUGAUUUAUUUCUUCCA
Messenger RNA from Benincasa hispida (wax gourd), 1124 nucleotides. Its product is annotated as putative phospholipid hydroperoxide glutathione peroxidase. Gene Ontology annotation, cellular component: cytosol. Gene Ontology annotation, molecular function: peroxidase activity. Gene Ontology annotation, biological process: response to oxidative stress. The record is from RefSeq and is a predicted model, not a curated record. NCBI's taxonomy places the organism in Eukaryota, Viridiplantae, Streptophyta, Magnoliopsida, Cucurbitales, Cucurbitaceae.